AUGGGAAGAUACGAUCCCACCUCGAUCAUGCACUACAAUUUCCCCGGAAUCGUCUACCCACGUACGUACUUCAGUGUCAGCGACGUUCUGCGUAUAAACACCUUGUACCGCUGCCCAAAGCAGGCGUCUACCCUUCCCGGCGGAAACGACGUCUACAACAAGGACCACAAGCCGACCGACGUGGUCCACUCGAAGCUUCACGAACUGGACACCUCGAUCCACGACAAGAUACGUACCUAA
Ostertagia ostertagi is the source of this 240-nucleotide messenger RNA. The record is from the annotation of a GenBank genome assembly. NCBI's taxonomy places the organism in Eukaryota, Metazoa, Nematoda, Chromadorea, Rhabditida, Trichostrongylidae.